CUUCAGUAUCGUGUUGCUCUUGUUUUUUUGAAUUACACAGCUCAACGUUGUAUUCAGGUCCUUCCUUUCCAUGUUCACGUGUAGUGAACACAUCUUCUGCGAAUGUUCUCCACUAAUGCAAGCUCCCUCUUCUUCCCUUCCGCCUUCCGCUGCCGUGCCUCCGCCGGAGACCUCUCGCCGGGACCCUCCUCCUUCCCUCGCCUCUUCCAGUCCGCUGCUGCCGUCGCCGGAGGCCUGAGGCUCGGCCAGGGCCCCGACGGAGGAGGACCCUCCGUGGAAGGAAGCGGCGCCGCCGCGAGGCGCGCCGGCUGGAACGACGGGAUGAGGGUGAAGGCAAAGGAGAAGAAAUGGUCUCGGAAUAGAGAGAGCUAUUUGGAUAAUGAUAGUGAACCUUUACCCCUUCCCAUGACGUACCCUGAUUCCUCGCCGGUUUCGCCCGAAGAGAUUGAUAAGCGCCUUCAAUGCGAUCCCAAAUUCGAGGAUUGUAAAGAGGUUGUGUAUGAAUGGACUGGCAAGUGCCGUAGUUGCCAAGGAUCAGGAUAUGUGAGCAACUAUAACAAAAGAGGGAAAGAGAUUACCUGCAAAUGCAUUCCUUGCAUGGGAAUUGGAUACGUGCAGAAGAUAACAGCUCGCAAGGAUAUUGAUGUGAUGGAGGAUUUGGAUGAUAAUGGAAAACCACAGCAAUAUAAAAUGUCAAGGACAAGUUUCCUUGAUUUCCAAUACAACCUCUCAAAGAGAAAUUACCUAAGGAAGCCAUCGCGUCUGUUCUCCAGGGACAAACAGAACUCUGGGCUGAAAACUGUUUUCCAGCCUAACGUUGAUGAGAUGAAGCAGGUUUUUGAAAAAUUUGAUACCAAUAAUGAUGGGAAAAUUUCUCAACAGGAAUACAAAGCCGCCUUAAAAUCUCUAGGCAUGGUGGACUCUGUUCAUGAAGUGCCAAAUAUUUUCCGGGUGGUUGAUUUGGAUGGAGAUGGAUUCAUCAAUUUCAAAGAAUUCAUGGAGGCUCACAAGAAGGAUGGUGGGAUUAGGACAAUGGAUAUACACAGUGCAUUUCGGAUAUUUGAUAGGAAUGGUGAUGGGAAAAUAAGUGCAGAAGAAGUUAAAGAAAUGCUCAGAAGGCUGGGAGAAAGGUGUAGCCUUGAGGAUUGCCAGCGAAUGGUGAGAGCAGUGGACACAGAUGGUGAUGGCAUGGUUGACAUAAACGACUUCAUGGCCAUGAUGACUCAAUCGCUGAGACAUGAUUGAAUGUUUAUGGCUGGCUAUCUUGUUUCUUGAGGUUGAAUUUAGGAGCAACUCAAUGAAACUCAUUGGUGUUGUAUUUAGAUUUAUUUACUUAAAUAAGGGAAAAGAUCUGUUUACAAUUUUUUUUUACAAAUUACACUAUCUUUUCUCGGAAAAACAUAGUGUAACUAGUGUUCUUCCGGGAGAAGAUAAUGUAGUUUAUAAAUAAAAAAGUUUGUAAAUAUAACAUGUCCCCUUGUACAAAGUUGGAUUUUAAAAUUAGUGGUAGGUACAGUACAAUUUGUACUAUGUAAAAUGGACACUGCUAAAACCUUUUCUCGCUGCUUCUCUUGCUUGUAAUAAAUAAUAGUAAUAAUAUAAAAACUUUCUUGGG
Gastrolobium bilobum is the source of this 1615-nucleotide messenger RNA. RefSeq lists its product as uncharacterized. The transcript has 4 exons. Gene Ontology annotation, molecular function: calcium ion binding. Bases 103 to 1245 code for a protein of 380 amino acids. NCBI's taxonomy places the organism in Eukaryota, Viridiplantae, Streptophyta, Magnoliopsida, Fabales, Fabaceae. The record is from RefSeq and is a predicted model, not a curated record.